AUGGCCCGGCGGAGGAAUUGGGCAGGAAGGGUCGGUGGAGGAAGCGAGAUGGCCAGGAUUAUUGAGAUCUUCAUCGACCUCCCUACUCGAGGUCAGGCCCCUGAGGCCAACAAUCCUGCGAGACGAGGGACAAACCCGGCUAGAGGCCGGGUCGCACCCUUCGAUGGCCCUGCAUCUCGAGGUUCGGCAUCUGGUGCUGGGGCAUAA
Molecule: messenger RNA, 207 nt
Organism: Lithohypha guttulata
Lineage: Eukaryota; Fungi; Ascomycota; Eurotiomycetes; Chaetothyriales; Trichomeriaceae
Exons: 2
Coding region: 1-207 (68 amino acids)
Source: RefSeq, a predicted model, not a curated record